This is a messenger RNA of Cinara cedri, 11839 nucleotides long. The record is from the annotation of a GenBank genome assembly. Lineage: Eukaryota; Metazoa; Arthropoda; Insecta; Hemiptera; Aphididae.
AUGAAUCAAGAUGGUUCAACACAAAUAAAACAACAACACGAAAUUACUACUAUCGUGGACUUGCCAACAGAAUUGAUCGUAAAUAUUUGCAGUUUCCGUAUAAUACGAUUGACUGAUAUUUUCAAUUUGGCAACUUGCCAUUCGAAACUAAACAACUCCUUAUUCCACGAACAAAACUCUGUUUUUUGGAAAUCCAAAUAUAUACAAAAGUAGGUACCUACUCUUGGAUCACCAGUUUAUUUUAAACAAUAUUCUAUUCCUGAUAAAAUUGAACCGCUUUUGUGCAUGUAGACUGAGGAAUCUAGAGAAAAAUAGUAAUGAAUUAAUAAAUAUAGUAAAGCAUUAUACUUUGAUAUAUUUAUAAUAAAAUAUAGGCAAUACCAUAUAAAAUUAUAAACACUUAAUAAUUAAAUGUACAAUGUAAAAACUUAAAAGUAAUUAAUAUAGAAUUUGUAUACAUAUCAAAAUUUUAUAUAUAUAUAUAUAAAAAUUAAUGGAUAUCUGUUUUUCUUUUAUGCAUUACUACAACAUUCAUUCAAUCGUUAUGAAACUUUAAUAAGUUGUAGGAACAGUUUAUAGCUAUUAAAAUCCACCCUCUAUUGAAUACUAUUGCCUAAAAUUCACCAUUUUUAGUAUAAAAAUUAAAUUAUUUUUGUUGAUUUAUAGCUUACCUUGGUAACACGGAUUUUUUAACAUUAAUUAGAAUAUAUACAAUCUGUAAUAAAAGUUAAAAUAAGCAUAUGAGCUGAACAAAUAAUAAUAUUCAUGACCUGAAUGCUUGAGGAGAGUAGUUACCCAAGUAAAACUCAAAUGUGAUAAAUUUUUAGGGUAUUCUAUUUACAAAUAUUAUGACUUAAAUUUAUUAUUAUUUUUAUAUAUCAGUUUUUUAAGCCAAAUCACAACACCAAUCCUUCUUGGUGGAUUCCCAGAAAUGUUUACUGAAUUCAAGGAUAAGUGUAUUCUUGUGGUUUGUAAGGCAAAAACAGAAAUGCUUGUAAGAGGAUGUAGCCACUUCCUGUAGUACCAAAUCUGAGUGUAGUGUAUGGUUCGAUGCAUAGAAAGGUGCAUUAGUAAUUACAUAAAAUGAUAUAGACUGAUCCGUUUGCAUUUUGUAAAUGUUGGAUUUUUUGUCACACCCCAUAUUAGGAUACUAUACAAUAAAGUCAUUUUUACUUCUAACGACAACCUAUUUGUCACCAUCCUGUAUUUACAAAGUCAUCUUAACGACAUGGAAAAAAAAACAUAAUUAUUAAUUUCUGUACUGCAAUCCUUGUGUUAAUGCGAGUAUUUAUGGUACCUAAUAGCAUAUAAUGAUAAUUUAUUCAUAAACUGUAUUUAGAAACUUUUUCAUUGCUUGGACAAAGCCAGACAGGACAGAUUAUAAUAUAUCACAUAGUCAAUAACCUUAAAUUAAUUAUAUUAGAUAAUUGUCUAAUGUUAUAAAAUUUAAAAAAUUUAAUAAUAAUAAUAAAAUGUAUUUUACAACUGAAUUAGAAUUAAUAUUUCGGAACUUUUAAGUUAUGACCUAUGUGUCCUGUGAUUGGUCAUUGUUACUGCCUUGCUCCAAAUGGUUAUAAUACUUGUGGUAUUGGGGUUAUAUAUUAUGAAUCUAGACAAUAUUCACCAGGAAAAUAAUAUUUGGGAAUGUUAUUUGUUUAGACAAAUUUCUUUUUCGUGGAUAAUUUAAUAUAGCGCUCAUAUCUCUGUGGGAUCUUAUCAUGAAUAUUAUGCAUGUCCGAAACCUUAUUAAAUAGUUUGGUAGAUCAAACUAUGUUGAUUUUGUACCUACCAGUAUGGCAAAACAAAUUGGUAUAACCUGCUUAAACUUUCUCAUUGUACUAAAUUUUUUUAAUAGUAUUUUGAACUUCAUUUUUAAUAUUAGUUCUUAAACUGAAAAAACUAACAUUUAUGGUAGUUACUACAGAUAAAUGUUUUCUGAUUUGCUAUAACAUCAUAAUUAUGAAUUGAGCAAUUUUUAAUAAUAUUUAAUAUGUAUCUUCAAUAAUAUGAUUAUCUAAAUUAUUCCAAUCAAAAUUUUCUAACAUCAUUUUGUUAUAAAGUUUUAAGAAUUUUUAUGUGCUCGGUGUUUUGUGAAUAGUGAACAAAAUGUGAUAUGAUCACCGCCACAGAAUUUAUGGUAAGAAAUUUAGAAUGGGAAUAUAUUAAAAUAAGGUGGGAAAAAAUGAUUAAGAUUAGAAAAUCAUAGGAAUGGAAGUAACCAAGAAUAAUUUUUCUUGUGAAUAAAAAAUUAUAGGAAUAAUAAAAAUAAGGAAAUUGAUCAGUUUUUUUUUGUUUCAUAUUGCAAAUAGUACAAGUGCCAAUAAUAUUAUAUUUUGUUAUACCCAAAAGAAAGAAAGUUCAAGUAUUGAAAAUUAGCUACCAAUUUUUUUAUUUAAAUCUGAUAAGAACAUGGUUUCUAUUGGAUAUGUAUAUAGUUACCAACUUUCAAAUUUUAUGAUAUAGCAUAAUUUUUUUCAUGUCCAUUUAUAUCAAUUUAAUACAUUUAUAGCAACAAUAGAAUAGGUUUAUAACUAUAAAUUUAAAAAAUUAUCUUCCACAUUUAAUAUCACCUUUAUUAAAUCAUAAUUUUUCUCUUGACUUAUGCAAAUUCAGCUAACAUUAUAUAUAAUGUAUUAGAUAUCAUGUACAUUUAUGUAAUAAAUAUUUAUAAAUAACAGUAAAUAUUAAAACAAAUGGUAUUAUAUUCUAUUAACAUUUGAUUUUUCACACAUUAAUUAAAUCUUAAUAUAAAUAAUGUAUCAAAAUAUAGAGAAUGAGAAAAUUUAAAGAAUUUGUAACAAGUUUACUUUGUAUAUUAUUAUCCUAAAGUAGAUAUAUAAAAUUUACAAAAGAUAACUUAUAAAAAUUAAAAAAAUGAAUCAUAAAGGUAUUUUUUUCAAAUACCUUAAAAUAUAUUAAGAUCUGUGUAUUAAAAUUUUAAAUGUAGUAUUAUCCGACAAAGUUUAAGACAACCCAAGCUGGACGUAGGACUAAUUAAACAAAUAUAGGACAGUUGGCAGCCUUAGUUAUGUACAAAGUUGGGAAAUCCCAAAUACUUUCCUAAAUAAUAUUUUUCAAUGAAAUUCUGUUCCAAUCUUAUAAUCGGUCAAAAUAUAUAAAUUUAAUAAUUUAAGAAAAUCUUUUUUUCAUAUUUUUAACAGCAUUUUGAAAUUAAAUUAUGAUCAAUUUAAAAUCAAUCACAUUAAAAAAAUUAAAAUAUUGCACUUUCAAAUAAAAUUAGUGAUUGAACUUAAAGAAUUUUUAAUAUCCUUACUACCAUCAUUAUCAAAUUUACCUGUAUCUUUAUAGGUACAAUACAACAAAAUGUAAUAAAUAAUAAUCAGAUCAAAUUGUUAUAAUCCCUUAAACUUGUCUGUAAUUUAAAGUUUAAACAAUAAAAUACAUAUAUUGUGGCGUCCGUGUGUUGUGUGAAAAUUGCCCAAUGGAAAUAAAAUUAUUAUUUAUUAUUCCAUCUUACCUUUAUCAUAAAUGCAUUUAUAGGUAUAUAUACUGUCAAUAUAAAUAUGAAAAUUAUACACAAUAACUUGAGCUUAAUGAACUUUAUUAUACUAUAUUAUUAUUAACUCAGGUAUAGGUAAUAAUCUAAAAAUGCAUAUUAUAAUUAAUAAUAUAAAGUAAGUUUAUUAUAAAGUCAGAUUAUAUUAUGUUAUACAAAUUAUUUUUUUUUUAUCACGAACCAUCCAUUUUCUUGGAGAAUUUUGAGUGAAUUUGUUAUCUAUUUUUUUAAUCAUUGUUGAAUCGUUAUAAGCUUUAUUUUAAAAUCAUUUUUAAUUUUUACCACCUCUUCUCUUCAUAUACCUUAAAUAAGUAUAUACUUUUGUUUUUCAACACAGAUUUAAAUGACAAAUAUUUUUACUUUUUUUAUUACGAAAUAUAACCAUUUAAAGUUUAGACCAGAGGAGUAGGAAAGAGAUAUAAAUUUAUCAUUUAAAAAUAGAUAUGUAAUUUAUUAUUCUUGCCUACUUCUCCGGUCUAAACUUCAAACAGUUAUAAUUCAUUAAUGGUAAAUCUGAUAUUAGUAUCGCAUAUAAAAAUUUCUAGAAAAGUAUUCUUUAUUCGAAUCUGUCUUUAAAAAUGGGGAGUUACUAUUUAAAAACCAAAAGAAUAUAAUUAUUUAUGGAUACAUGGGUUGAGCGUAAAAAUAAAAAAAUGUUUAAAAUAAAGCCUAUAAACGAUUUUACAAUGAUUAAAAAAAUUUGUUACAAAUUCACUUAAAAUCCCCUGAGAAAAUUCCUAGUUCAUGAUAAAAAAAAAAAAUUAUUCUGUAUUAUUUGUCCUUGAAUAUUUUAAUUUAGAAUCCCCAUUUUAUAUAAGUAGGUACUAUGCAGUAUAUUCCCUUUUAAUACGAUUCUAUUUAAAUAUUUUUCAGUGAACGUUAAUAUAUUGUUCUGAUGCAUACACUUCCGGACAUUUAUCUUUACAAACAUAAUAGUUCAUAUCAUUUUGGAAUGUCAUCGUUCAUUUCCAAUCCUUUAUAAAAUUUCUCAGUCUGGAAAAACUUUUUGAUAAGUGAAUGUUAUUAGUUAUACAUUUAUAAUGUAGUUCAUUAAAGAUUAUGAAUAAUAAUAAAAAUAAAAACUGUACAUAUUUAAUUUUACUUUUGUGUAUUAAAUGCUUAUAAUUAAGUACAUUUAAUAAUAAAAACCUCCAUACAUGUAAAAUAACAUACACAUAUUAUAUAAAAAAAUAAAAUUAUUAACCAUGUUAAGUAGUAUGUGAAAAGUUUAGAAAUUAGUAAAUUGCACGUAAAUAUGAAAAGAUUAAGAAUCGCUGCUCUAUAUGAAUUCAUUUAUAGCAAAUAUUUUAUCAAUGUAUUUAUGAUCCCUAGCCACUGUGUUAAUUGGGAGCAAGCGCAAUCGGUGGGGUUUGUGGGGAUGUAUGAACGUGAUGUGUUUCUUUGUCCUAGCGGUACAAUUUUAUCCUAGAGUAUAAGUAUUUGUGGCUACUAAAUACCUACGUUAUUAUUAAUGUUUACUUGAAUGAUUAUGUUUAUAAAAUUAGGUUUGGUCCAUUGCAUAAGAAUGAAUUUGAAAUUAAUAUUGAUGAACAAAAUACUUGGAAGAAUGAAAUCACUUUACGUGCAAGUUUAAAUAAAACUGUAUCAUAUGAAAUUGAACAAAUGCCUGGAAAGUACCUAAGGUAUAAGAGUGUCCCAUUUCAUUUGUUUCCGUUCACUGAACAAUUGCACUCAAAAUACCAAAGCCAUAGAUUUUAUGUUUCAUCUGCCGCUAUGGCCUAUUAUAGGCGUCUACUGAGUAACAAAUGGUAAUUGUUUAAUAGUUUUAUGCUAUGCAGAAAUAUUUAUUAUUAAUUUACAUUUAUUAUAAUGAGUUUCAGUUGUAAUGCAAAUUAUGAUCUAUUGUAUAUGGCACAUCUAUUUCUUAUUUACUCUUCUCAAGUGUAUUUCGGGUACAAGUUACAGGAGUAUAUAUCUUCACCAAUUACAGAAAAUUUAAUUGAACAUGCGUUUUAUUUACUGGGACGUUGGUUGUGUCCAACUGAUGAUACAUCUUAUUGGGAUAUGAGUCAGUUUACACUGAGCAAAUCAAUGAUUAUCUUGGAAUUUUAUUUGUAUUUUAUUUAUUAUUUAUAGACAGCAGAUUUAAUGGUAUAGCUGUAAAAGUGUGUGAAACCAUGCAGGAGAACCACCCAUUACAUCCAAUUGUUGGCAAAGAAAGUGAUUUGGAUCAAUUACAUAAACGUGGACAAAACGUUAUAGAUCAUGAUUUAUUUGAUGCAACUAGCACUAUUUGUUUACUUAGCUGUCUUCAAGAAGUUCUUUUUGCUAAUAGAAAUAUAGUCUGUAUGUGUGAUCGUGAUGUUAAUUGCUUUUUAAUGCCAAAAGUACAUAGUCCUUUACCUCAAUAAAUAUAUUAUAAUUACAUUUAUAGUUUAAAGUUAAUUCUAUGUUAUGAUUUUUUUUUUUAGGCUGUUGAACGUCAAAAAGGUUCUGUGUUUAUACUAUGUAUAAUAUAUGAAUCAGUUGCUAGGCGGUUAGGAGUAAAAGUCACACUAACUAAAACACCUGUUGACCAUUGUGUAACUUGGUUAUCUUCAUGGCCAGGAGAUAUACAUAAAGAUCCUUUGUAUUUUAUGAUAGAUAUUACCAGGUGUGGUAUCAUGCUGCCGUCUGAAAUUUGUCCAAUUUCGAAAUCAUUAGCUGGUUGUGAUGAUCUUAAUUCUAUACUUGAUGUAAGAAUUUUAUUUAUAUUUUAUGUAAAUAUUAUAAUUAGGUAGCUUAGAGUUUAUUAUUUAAAAAAAAAUUUAUUUCAAACAUAUUUUUUAAAAAAAUAUUUUGGUGGAAAAUCUCGCAGAGUAGGUUGCUGCUUCCCUUUACCCCCCCUUGCGCUCUCUUAUGUUUAUCCCAAACCUGCUUGAUAUAUUUUCAAAUAAUUGGAAUUAAUUUUUAUUCGAUUAAUUACAAAAAAUUUAUACAAAUACGUCUACCUAAAUAUCACUUAUACCAAAUAUACCUAUGCAGUAUACAGUAUAAGCUAAUUGUUUAGGGCAUGUGACGAUAAAAUGUAUUAUCAUUAUUACUGUUUGAUGUUUCUAGAUGUUUUGGUCGUUUAGUAAAACUAUGAAAAACAUGGAAUCAUAUAAAUUUGUUUUGGAUUUGCAAAGAAUUCUAAAACCCGAAAAUUUUAAACUUCAGUUUAGAUAUGAACAGUUCCAUAAUGAUUAUGAUUAUUGCCAAUGUCCUAUGCUCAGAGAUUCAGUGAAUCCCCAUGUAAGUAUUGUUUGAUAUUACUUUAUAAUUUAUACCCCCUUAUAAUCUAAUUCAUUGUAUUUUUUAUGAUAGAUUUAAAAAAUGUCCGUAUUACAAUUGUGGCAAUCAUUAUCCAUGAUGGCUUCCCAAAAUAGUACCUUAUCAAAUAUUUAACAUAUAUACUUUUGAUUUUCAGUGCUAGAAUUGGAAAAAUAAAAUAAGAGGGACUAUAAGACUAAAAAAUUAUUGAAUUCCAACCUAACCACUAAACAGCUUUGCCAUAUAACACCAAUUUGUUCGUCUUUAAACUAUUUUUCUAUUAAAAAUAUAUCUCUGAUCAUUAAAUUUAGGGGUAGUUUCUGGUAGAUGUUGUUUACUUCAUGCAAUAAUGAAAUCAAUUUUUGAUUUUUCUUGUAAUUUUCUUAAUAAUCAGGAAAAAGCAAAAAAAAAAAAAAAUCCUAAAAAUUAGAAUAUUCACACAAUAGCAGUUUCAGUUAUAUUAAUUUUUUUUUUUUUUGCAAUUUAAUGAAACAUAAUUGUAGAAUUUGGUGAAAUUACACCAAAUACAUGUAUUAUUCUUUUCCAUACAUGGUAUAACUUUAAAACAUUCUGACAAUUUUUAGAAUAUUAUGGCCAUUUGAAAUUUGGUUUUUGUGGUUAAAAUUGUUUGAAAUUUGAAUAUAAAUUUGUCAAAAUGUCUACAAUGUUUUUGUUUUAGUAAAUGUAUAUGUUACACUCUAUCAGUAGAAUUGUACAAUUUAUGAAAUUAUGUUAAGUAUAUUUAUAGUUUUCGUUCAUUUUAUGCUAUGUUUUUAACAUUAGGGUGUAAAAACAUUUUUUUAUUUGUACAUUAGUUUUUUUUAUCUGAUUUUAAUUUUUAAGAAAAAUGACGAUUUUUAAAUUUUAAUAUUUCACAUAUUUGUAAUGGGUAUUAAAAAAUGUGUUAAAUAUAUAUACACGUAAUGCAUAGGUAAUAUCAUUUAUAUUUACUGUAAAUGAGGAUUCAAAUGAGGAUAAAUUCAAAUAUAACCAAAUAAUUUGAUAUCUGUUUGUAUGUUAUAUGAAGUAAGGUUUGUUUUUUUUCAUUACAAGUGAAUUAUGUUCGGCAAGUUAAUACAUAGAGUAAAGAGUUGUAAUUAGAAUUUGUUUUCAUAUUAUGUUCCACUUAAAAUAAAUAAAGGUACGCUAAAAUGUCUAAAAUAUUAGUUGAUGUACUCUACCCCCCUCCAAGGUCGAGAGUUAAUUCCUACUAUGCACAUAUAUAUUAUGUCUUUAAUUUAUAAUAUUAAUACUAUGUAGGUGCACAAAAAUAGUUAACAAAUUAAGCAGGAUAAUGUGAGUUAUUAAAAGUAAACAUCAUAAUAUCAAAUAACUACUAAUCAUGUAUAAUGUACAGUGAUGUGCAUCAUUCAUUAUCAAUAAUCCCCAUUAUUUCUAAACAUCUAAAUAUCUAAACAUUUUAAAUGGUAUGUGAGCGUCACAUGUUUUUAUAUUAAACUGAGAGGAUUGGACACCAUAUUUCCUUUCUUCUUUAAUACAUACAUAACAUAACAGUUUUAACCAAUUUUCCUUCAAUCAAUUUCUUUAGUUUAGUAAUAAGAAUUCUAAAAACAGAUGAACUCAUUUUAAAGUGUAUAUAAAUAUUAGAAUAGCAAGUUACUCUUUUUGAAUUUCAAUUCUUAAUUUUCAAAAACUAUGAUAAUAAUUAAAUUAAAAUUGUUCAAAGUCUCCUGUUCAGUCUCAUGCACAAUGAUUCACACUUAUUUUAAUCCUCUUAAAGGCUUUAACUAUUAGUAAAACAAUUUUUUUUUCAUUUUAGUAAUAAUUGAUAAUUAGGGAAGAUAUUUAUAUACUUUUGCACAUUUUAUUGGUUGAUAAUGAAAAUAACUAAUUAAUACCAAAAAGUGUUUCAUAGCCUAAUGUAUACUUUAUAUACAUUAGGGUGGCCCUUAAAAAUUUAAAUCAUUUUUUUAUAUUGGGACACUCCUAUAAGUUGUAUCUUAUAUUACCAAAAAAAAAUUAGGGGAAAUUUGAACAUAAUUAAUAAAUUAUUUCUCGAGGCACAUAGGGGUUAAAAUUUGUGAAAAGAGGUAUUUUUGUACUUAAAUCCUUAUCAUCAGUAAUAUCUGCUUAAUUUUUAUAUUUACAAUAAAAAUAUAUUGAAUUUUUUUUAUAAUUUACAAAAUUAUCUAUAUAAAUUCAUAUAUAUAUAUAUAGAUCUCAAUUAUUUAAUCAUAAAAUUACCAUUUUCGUGAGUUAAUAUAAUAUUAGGUACAGUUUACUUAUUUUUUUCAUAAAAUAAUGAUUUUAUUAAUAUUAUUUGUUUAUUUUCAAAGAAUAUAGGUAUAAAAGUUAUUAAAUUUGUUUUGAUAAUCUGAAAAUGUAUGUCUAUAGUUCGAGACGACUUAUUAUACAUACCUAUUGCUUUUGUUAUUUGUUUUUUAUGAGUAAGUUAUUGUAACCUUCCAUUAAUUUUGCACUUUUCAGCUGCGUCAUUUGUGAAUUGAAUUUGUAUACAAUUUGUAACCAUUUAUUAUAAUUUUUCCACGUUGAAGGAUCCAAACACAUAAAAUCUGUUGAAAUUUGAUAUCUUUUAAAAAAUAUUUGUGAUUCAAUCCUUAUAAAUUGUCAAGUCCUUUUCCUGUGUAGUUCUCCACAAUUUUGGUGUUCAUUGGACAUUUUUUUAAUGUAUAAUUUUUGUUAUUAUUUAACAAGAUAGCUUCCACUAUUUUCUUAUUAGUAAAAACUGAUACUUUAUCAUCAAAAAAUAACAUUGCUGCAGUUUGAGAUUCCAGGUACCACAAUUGAUCAUACAAUUUAUUUAAAGUAAUUCGGCAUAUCUUUAUCAAUAUUUUUAUACUUUCAAAGGUCUUUUAAAAAUUGCAAGUUAUUUUGAGGUGCUUCAAUGGGAUUUGAACAGCGGAUCCAUGCUUUAAUAUACAGACGUAUUAGGAAUAAACAAAUACCACAAGUUCACGAAGUUCCUCUUCCUUUCUUAGAUUCAAUUCAUUAAAAAACAAAAAUAUUUUAAUAUAGAAGAUAGCUUUAGAUAGCCAUCUAGUAUGAUGAAAUGCUCUGGAAACAAUACCCCUUUAUACAAAUUUCAAUCCCUCUGUGCUACGGGAAAUAAUUUAUUGAUUGUAUUCAAACUUUCACUAGUUUUAUUAUUAUAAGAAAUAAGUGACAGGCGCGUUCUGAUAAAAAUGUUGAAAAAAAUAUUAACCUCUAUUCAUAAAGGCCAACCUAAUAUAACUUUUAGUAUUUUCAGGGCAUAUUUUAGGAUUUUGCACAUUUUUAACUCAAUAUGUAGAAAAUUGCAAAAUAAUUAUUAUAGAUUUGUUUUAUUUAACAUUUGAUUUUUUAAAACAUUUAUAAUUAAAAAUUAUAAUAUAAUACAAAUUAAACAAAUUACAAUUUUAAUUUUUUAUUACAUAACUGCUUAAAUAUUUAAAUUUUUUAGGAUACAUAAAUAAAUAUUAAAUAUUUUAAAAAAAAUAAAUAUUUUCCCUACUGAUAACUAAUUAUUAAAACAAAAUUAGGAAUGAAGUGAUAUAGAUACUGACAUUUUUUUUUUUUAUGAUUGCCUGGUAUUGGAUGUCUCUUAACUAAUUAACUCGGUUUUAGUCAAUUCAUUAUUAUUAUUCUUCUUUUUUAUUUGUUCAACAUCGUUAGAUAAUAUUUUACUAUUUUCAGGCACCAAACCAUACAGAUAUGAAGGACACUAUGUAUACUGACGUAAGUGAACCAACUUAUUAUAAAAACUAAAAUAUUAAACAUUUUAAUUUUUUUAACUAUUAGUGGAAAAACAUUUUUCCCUUGAUACCUCAAACUCGUGGUACAAAUGAUGAUCCAAAAUAUGCAAUUGGCAUGAUGAUCGAUACCAUUGCUGUAGGUAUUGGCGGUAUUGGUUCUCGUUCUUCGGGGGUAAGAAAUAAACUUGGUAUUAUUGUGGGCUGGACAAGAGUGCUCAAUACCAACCCAUCGCCAAAAAAAGCAGUAUACCUAUACCAUGUGCUUAUCGGACCUGUUUGUUGUUUAAGAACAGGCAAAUAUCAAAACCCUAUUAUAAAAUCUCUAAUGACAAACAAACAUGGUAUUUAUUUUUAUAAUUCUUUAUUUUUUUUUAUGAUAGUUUAUGUUAAUGUACAGGAUGAUCCAAGUAUCCUGAAUCAACAGUUAUCUCAAAAAAAUUUAAGUAAGUGAAAUAGAUUUUUGUUUUUUCAAUCAUUAUGAAAUUAUUUAAGUUUUAUUUUGAUAAUUUUCAAUUUUAUACCCAUAUUUCUUGCCUUAAAUAAAAAUACAUUUUAAAUUUUCAUAUAGUUUUAAUCACAGGUUUUCAAAUAAAAAAAUGUUGAAAUGUUAUGCAAUAUUAAUAUCAAAUUUAAUUUUUUUGAACUAUUAGUUAUAAGUUUAAAGCAAUAUUUAAAAUUUAGCCAAAAGAGUAGCCCUUCCUUACUCCUAUAAUUUGAACUUUUAAUUUUAUACCUCGUAAAUGGUAAAUUAGUGUUAUGCUUAUUCAAAUGUGAUUAGACCUAUUUUGAAAUUCUAAAGUGUAUACCUGCUUAUUGAAAUUAUAAGAGGUAAGGGUAAGUAGUAGCAAAUAGUAUUUAAUUAAAUUAAUAAAUUAAAGUAAUUAGUAUUGAAACAAAACUUAUAUAAUUCUAAAUGAUUAAAAAAAUAACAGAAAUCAAAUUUACUUAAAUUCCUCUGAUUAAAUUUUUUGUUCAUGAGAAAUGGAUCAUUCUAUACAAGUUUUAGAACUAAUUAAUAAUCAAUUUAAUGAUUGAAAAAAUAAUCUUAAUGUAUUUUUAAAUGUGCAUUUAUUAUUUUUUGAGAAUUUUAUUUAAUAACAACAGUGUUGUUCUUAAUUAAUAUUUGAGUAAUCAUAAUAAUUUUGUUACAGAAAAACUUAAGAGACAACUAGAAUUAUAUGAUUACAAUUUCAAAAAUACCGGCAAGUUUUUCAAACAUUACAGUUAUGAUUUGUGUGCAUUUGUACCUGUUAAUGAUUUGGCAAAAUUGUAUCCCGACGAUCAUUCUUUCACAGUCAACAAAUCACGAAAAUUUAAAAAUAAAUUAAAAUUAUCUAAUUUUGUUCCUAAGUUUUAA